Messenger RNA from Mandrillus leucophaeus (drill), 1206 nucleotides. RefSeq names its product astrotactin 2 (gene ASTN2). The transcript is spliced from 6 exons. Bases 1 to 843 code for a protein of 280 amino acids. The record is from RefSeq and is a predicted model, not a curated record. Lineage: Eukaryota; Metazoa; Chordata; Mammalia; Primates; Cercopithecidae. Gene Ontology annotation, biological process: neuron migration; neuron cell-cell adhesion.
AUGAACUAUGAGAAUGAGGAAUACACUCAUGAAGAUCCAACUCUCUCAUUGGCUAUCUGGAAACAAAUUGAAAAGCAGACAGACAUGGAUCCAAGCUCAAAGAAAACAAACACAUGUAGCCAGACUUGGAAUCCUGAGAAACCAAGAGAAUUCCUGAGUUUUGCUGAUGACUUACUCUCUGGCCUGGGCACAUCUUGUGUAGCAGCUGGUCGAAGCCAUGGAGAGGUCCCUGAAGUCAGUAUCUACUCGGUCAUCUUCAAGUGUCUGGAGCCUGACGGUCUCUACAAGUUCACUCUGUAUGCUGUGGAUACACGAGGGAGGCACUCAGAGCUAAGCACGGUAACCCUGAGGACGGCCUGUCCACUGGUAGAUGACAACAAGGCAGAAGAAAUAGCUGACAAGAUCUACAAUCUGUACAAUGGGUACACAAGUGGAAAGGAGCAGCAGAUGGCCUACAACACCCUGAUGGAGGUCUCAGCCUCGAUGCUGUUCCGAGUGCAGCACCACUACAACUCUCACUAUGAAAAAUUUGGCGACUUCGUCUGGAGAAGUGAGGAUGAGCUGGGGCCCAGGAAGGCCCACCUGAUUCUACGGCGGCUGGAGAGGGUGAGUAGCCACUGCUCCAGCCUCCUGCGGAGUGCCUACAUCCAGAGCCGUGUGGAAACGGUGCCCUAUCUUUUCUGCCGCAGCGAGGAGGUCCGGCCUGCAGGCAUGGUGUGGUACAGCAUCCUCAAGGACACCAAAAUCACGUGUGAGGAGAAGAUGGUGUCAAUGGCCCGGAACACGUACGGGGAGUCCAAGGGCCGAUAUUAUUUGACUCUAUCAAAAGUCUCUCCUUUUUAAACCUUUUCUUAUGGAUGGCUGUCAAUCCUGAGGCAGAAGUUUUCAGGUGGAGACCAAGCGGCCUUUGCUCUUCUUCCUCCUUCCUGCCACACUCUGCUUUCUUCCUGCCAUGGACCCCUGGAGGAGACCUAUGGAGGGACAGUUUUGACCUGACCCCUAGAGGACACAGUUUUGACCUCUUCAGCACCAGGAAGGAAGCUCUGAGGAUGGUUGCAGUGAGGAAGCAUGGGUCUUUAAGGACUUCUCUCUCUUUUUUGCUGGACAUUAUUGAGUUUGUGGGACCCUGCCUCUUCCUGCUACCUGUGAGUCUGCCCAGAGUCCCCUGCAGGCCUGUCCAUGCAUUAAAAAUUCCUAUUGUCUCUC